AUGGAGGAAGACAAAUCUGGGUGGUCCGUUGCGGAGCGUGAAGCCCUGCAGUUUCUGGAGGAGAAGCAACCGAAGUGGCGUCGGAGCUAUUUAGGUCCCAAAACCGAGGGACAAGUACGGGAGACCUUUCAGGCCAUUUCUUCCGCUGCUGGUGGCGAAGCACAGGGACUUAAAGCCAUCGAGAAGAACCUAGCGCUCAUGGUGUUCCUGCCAGAGCAAAUCCAAGCAUCUGCAGAAGCUUUGACAGGAGAGCUUGGCCAAAAGGAGGCACGUGACAUUAUUCAAAAGAAUCCAGGCGUCUUGACAAUUCCGCCGGAUAGCAUCAAGCAGAACAUUGGUGCAAUAGUUCCAUUAUCUAGUGUUGUUGGCUUCUUCUCCGACAACCCUGUCCUUGCCCAAGGACUUUUUGCAGUCCUAGGGGCUGCUUUGAUCUAUGCCGUAGUAGUGGUUGGCGUUGUCAACCCAUUAAUCAAGGCCUACCCGGGUAAUCAGUGA
This is a messenger RNA of Durusdinium trenchii, 495 nucleotides long. Lineage: Eukaryota; Dinophyceae; Suessiales; Symbiodiniaceae. The record is from the annotation of a GenBank genome assembly.